Molecule: messenger RNA, 2939 nt
Organism: Suricata suricatta (meerkat)
Lineage: Eukaryota; Metazoa; Chordata; Mammalia; Carnivora; Herpestidae
Gene: CCDC142
Product: coiled-coil domain containing 142
Exons: 8
Coding region: 136-2514 (792 amino acids)
Source: RefSeq, a predicted model, not a curated record
GAGCGCGAGAGAGUCCAAGACAUUCUGGCGGCUGGAAAUGACGGCUCCAGGGAUGGGGCGGAGUCACGGCGGCGGCGGGCGUUAGGCGGUGCCGGCAAAUGGGAAUCGUUAGAUUCGUUCCGGACUCAGCAUCCCAUGGCCCAGGCGUCUCGCUCUGGUGGCCUUCUGCCUCCGCUCGCUACCAUGCCGCCGUUUGGGGCACAACCCGAAGGCGCUGUGGAGGAGCAGUGGGAGAGAAGUCAGGGGGGCGCUCUUCGCGGGGACUUUCGUGGCUGGCCAUGGCCGCCGGUUGCCGGGAGCAUUCCCUGCCUGGACCCACCGCCUAGUGGAGUUCGGGGAGCAAGGCCGUGGUGGGCUGCGCCGGCGCCUGCAGAUGCUGGAGAGCACCAGGAGGCGGGCGCUGCUGACUGCUGGCGGGAGCCGGCCGCUGGCCGCCCCAUUCCUCCCGCCCUGCAGCGUCUUCGGGCUGUGCUGCUGCGCCUGCAUCGCGAGCGGGAGCAGCUCCUUCAAGCCCGGGACUGCGCCUGCCAGCUACAGACGGCCGUGCGCCUCCUGAGGAUCCUGAGUCCCGGCGCGCCGGCCCCUGCCUCCAGCCCCUUGCCUCAGCUGUGCCGCGACCUGCUGCUGCACCCUUCCCGUGGGGCUGUCUUGCGAAUCGGCCUACGGGAGACUCCCGAGCCGCUACUCCUGGCGCGCCCCGUUGGGCUGGCCGCUCAGCGCCUGGAUGCUGCCAUCGAGAUGCAGCUUCGUGCUCUGGGUCGGGAGCCUGCCAGCCCGGGCCUGUCGUCCCAACUUGCUGACGUGCUCUUGGCACUUCCCGCCUACCACCAACUGCUGAGAAAAACCUUGAACCAAAUCCCGGGGGCUGCGCGCCCUUUCCCACCCCUUCGUGUGCUCCACCUCCUGACGGGAGAGCGGGGUUGCCUGGUGGCUGGUCAGCUAGAUGAGGCCCUCAGGGGGUCGGGCUUGCGGGACCACCUCCGAAGUCGGUGCCAGGAGGAGCGGGAGCUGCUGCCCGGGCUGCUGGGGCUGCUGGGGGGCGCGAAUGAUUCAGUCAGCAUUGGACGGGGGCUUGGAGGGGCUGGAGCCCUGUGGAGCCAGUACUGGACCCUGCUGUGGGCAGCUUGUGCUCAGAGUCUGAACCUAAGUCUAGGACCAUGGAGGGACCGCAGGGCAGCUGCAGAACAGCUGAGUCAGGCACUAGGUCAGGCAUCCCUGCCUCAGGAGUGUGAGAAGGAGCUGGCUUCUUUGUGUCGCAACCUACUUCAUCAGUCUCUUAUCUGGAACUGGGACCAAGGCUUCUGCCAGGCCUUGGGAUCUGCUGGCGAAUAUCAGAGCAGCCGUCCUUCAUCCUCUCAUACCACUGAACUUUUGCAACAGCUCUUCCCUCCUCUCUUGGAUGCCCUUGGGCAACCCAGGUCCGGGCUGCUCCUCUGUCAGCCUCCAGAUCCUGCACCCCUUGCUCUAGGGCUCUGUACCCUGCAGACCACCUUCCUCUGGUUUUGGGGUAGAACUCAGCAGCAUCUGGCAGCGUGGGCCCCAGAUUCUUUCCUGCUCCUGAUCCAGAAGGACUUACCUGUGAGUAGCUGGGAAGUGGGCAGGAGAGGAGCCUGGGCUGGGCUGAAAUCUCACAUCCUGUUUCUGGCAAAGCCUCUAUUGCAUGAGGCAGCAGCUCUGUCUAGAUUGGCUUCAGAAGAAAGCUUGUCCCUGGAGGUGGAGCAGCAGCUGGGCCUGGAGAUCCAGAAGUUAGCCGCACAGAUCCAGCUCCUGCCUGAGGAGUCACUAAGUCUCUUUUUUCAAGAAUGUCAUAAACAAGCCACACAGUGCUUUGAACUCUACAUGCCACGGGGCCGGUACUGGAGGCAUCGUCUCUCUCCCGAACUGCCCAGCAUUCCUAGUGAGUAUGCUGGGUUGGUGGUUCGCACUGUACUGGAGCCUGUGCUGCAAGGAUCGCAGGGAUUGCCACCCCACGCCCAGGCCUCUGCCCUUGGCCAGGCACUGACAGCCAUCCUGGGUGCCUGGCUUGACCACAUCCUCACGCACAGGAUCCGGUUCAGCCUGCAGGGGGCGCUGCAGCUCAGACAAGACUUCGGAGUGGUUCGGGAGUUGCUGGAGGAGGAGCAGUGGGGUCUGUCCCCCGAACUUCGCCAGACUCUGCUCACACUCAAUAUUUUCCAGAGGCUGGAUGGGGCCCUGCUGUGUCUAUUCCAGCAGCCCCUUCCCAAGCCUGAAGUGCACAGGAGGCCUCCCUGUUGCUGUACAUGCAGUGAGGUCCAGAACAUGGAAUUGCCCAGCAGCAGCCUCAACAGCCUGGAGAGCUUGGAGCCCCCUAUUCGGCCUGGAGCACCCCCAGCCCAGACAGCUCAGCUGCUAAGCACACUGUGGGGAGGGGGACCUAGCCCAGAGGCUUACCUGGUGGGAAAUCAGCAGGCCUGGCUUGCCCUGAGGCAGCACCAGCGUCCCCGUUGGCACUUGCCUUUUCUUUCCUGCCUGGGGACCAGUCCUGAAUCCUAAGGAGCUUGGGACCAGGAGCCAGAAAGUCAGAGCUCCCCAUCUCUGGCUGGGAAAGCCCAGGUAUUUCAAAGUGUAUAUUAAAGAAGCCUACAAUUGGGAGCUUGGAAGAAAAGACACCUGAGAACCACAAGCUACAUAGAGCCUGGACUUAAGAGCUAAGACUCCAAUAUCACUCCAGUGCUUGGAAUCCAGAGUAAAGGGCCAAACACCAUAGUCUAGAAGCUGGAGGUUAGCAUCCUUGGGAGGCUCAGGCCUAGUUCCCCAGCAGUGAAGACGUCUCAGGACUAGGCCCUAGGAGAAGGGCUAUGGAGUUGGAUCCCUGGGGAAAGGGGAAGAGAAAAAGUGAUAGAAAGCAGAGAGCCUAGAUGCCACUUCCUCUAAAGUCCCAGAAGCCAGAAUAAACACACAAUUCAUCAGGAACCACA